Molecule: messenger RNA, 4433 nt
Organism: Megalobrama amblycephala (Wuchang bream)
Lineage: Eukaryota; Metazoa; Chordata; Actinopteri; Cypriniformes; Xenocyprididae
Gene: bmpr2a
Product: bone morphogenetic protein receptor, type II a (serine/threonine kinase)
Exons: 13
Coding region: 712-3786 (1024 amino acids)
Biological process (GO): cellular response to growth factor stimulus; protein phosphorylation; vasculature development
Cellular component (GO): plasma membrane; signaling receptor complex
Molecular function (GO): ATP binding; transforming growth factor beta receptor activity
Source: RefSeq, a predicted model, not a curated record
UCAGCCCCACAUCGAACAAUCGGAUCCCGGAGACAAUCUGAAGACGAGGCGUUUCCAGUCGCUGUCUGGUCUGCUCUGCCUGCCUUUCCUGGCCGUCUUCUCUUGCCGUUCCCCUUGUUUGGAAUAAGGACGAAAACGCUAAACGGAUAGUUUCCCAGCUCAAUAUAUCAUGGAAACAGACGAAAAAUCCUGAAACGAAGAUCAAAAGAUAACGAACGCGAGGGAUAUAACGACGAAUGGACAUUUUAAUAGUCGGGAAUCACGAAACGGAUGUGUCCCUGUCCAGAAACUGUGCGUUACCAUCGAGGAGACUCGCGGUCCCGGGAUGUCCCAUAUAACUGCGCUAAACUCCGAUUAGGCAAAUGUAUGCGGCGCGUGCUUUGGAACAAAGGGAAAACAAAGUUUGAUGUGAUUUGUUAAUUUGGUUUGUUACAACAGACACAGACUCUCAGUAGUCAGAUUUCACAGUCAUCAGCCGGUUACAUUUGUUGCUUCUUGCUGAAGGGGAAAAACAGUGAAGACCUUUAAGUUUUAUACUAUAUUAUGCCAUUCUAAAAUGAUGCUUUUGAAGCUGUAUUGAAAAAAAUGUGUGAUGCUGGACUCUCCAAAGCACAAAUAUCAUUGCCUGACUGCAGCCUGAAGCCUAGCUCUACAAGUAACAGAGAAUAAAUCCGAAUAUAUUGUCUUUGAAGAGGAGGAGAAAAGAAAAACAUGGCAGUUGAAGGCCGAAUAACAAUUCUUGACGUUGGACUGAUUGCAAUGGUGGUUCUUCUGGGUCCUGUGGCUGCUGCACAGAGCGAGCAGAGGGAGUGUGCGUAUGCAGAACAGCUGCAGUCUCUGGACAAGCUGAUUGGUGGACAUGUUGAGGGGCGUGUCUUUCAUGAGAACUCCACCAUUCGCUGUAGUCACGGAAGUCACUGCUUUGGAUUCUGGGUGAAAAAAAAUAAUAAUGAAAUCCAACUAGUGAAGCAAGGUUGCUGGACAAAUGUUGCUGACCAUCAGGAGUGCUAUGACCGCUGUGUGGUGACCAACCCACCGUCAGUGGCCCUGAAUGGAACUUCUCGAUUCUGCUGCUGCAACAAAGACAUGUGCAACCUAAACUUCACAGAGGACUUCCCACCUCCUUCCCCGACCACCACACAGCCUCUCCGUGAGUAUUCACGCCCACUGCACAGAGAUGAAGCCAUCAUUUUCGCUUUAGCAACUGUGUCCAUGGUUGCCGUCCUCGUCAUUCUGAUUUUUUUUGUCUACCGCAUGCUAAGAGGACGUGGUAAACACUCUUUGCAUACCUUGGAUAUUCUGGAGACAUCGCUUUCCCCUCCUUCUCUGGAUUUGGACAACCUCACACUACUGGAGCUGAUUGGCCGGGGCCGGUACGGAACAGUGUAUCGCGGUUCGCUGGAGGACCGAUCUGUGGCUGUGAAAGUAUUCAUUUCCGCUAACCGUCAGCAGUUUACUAAUGAGCGUAUGAUUUAUCGUCUCCUCCUGGAUCACGAGAACGUAGCACGCUUCUUAGAGAGCGAGGAACGUGUCGGCACAGAAGGCCGGACGGAGUUUCUUCUCUUGCUGGAGUUUUACCCUCAUGGCUCUCUGUGCACGUAUCUGAGCGGGCGGACUGUGGACUGGCUGAGCUGCUGUCGUUUGGCUCUGUCUGUCACCAGAGGGUUGGCGUACCUGCACACAGAGAUACAGAGAGGGGACUUGUAUAAACCGGCCGUGUCCCACCGAGAUCUGAACAGUAGGAAUGUACUGGUGAAGACAGAUGGCUCAUGUGUGAUCAGUGAUUUUGGACUUUCCAUGGUUCUGACUGGAAAGAGACCGCCUGGGCACGGAGAAGAGGAUAACAGUGCCAUCAGUGAGGUGGGUACAGUGCGAUACAUGGCCCCAGAAGUGCUAGAAGGGGCAGUGAAUCUGAGAGAUUGUGAGUCGGCACUGAAACAAGUGGAUGUUUAUGCGCUGGGUCUGCUUUACUGGGAGACCUUUAUGCGUUGUGCUGACCUCUUCCCAGGUGAGACAGUGCCAGCAUUUCAGAUGGCUUUUCAGGCAGAGUUGGGCAAUCACCCUACCAUAGAGGACAUGCAGGUACUUGUGUCGAGAGAAAAAGAAAGACCCAAAUUCCCAGAGGCCUGGAAAGAGAAUAGCCUGAAGGUGCACUCUCUGAAAGAAACAAUGGAAGACUGCUGGGAUCAGGAUGCCGAAGCUCGACUGACAGCUCAGUGUGCAGAGGAGAGACUCACUGAACUUCUCCUCAUCUGGGAUCGAGAAAAAUCAGUCAGUCCUUCUCUCAACCCCAGCACUGCACUGUAUAACCACAGGAAUAUCUCUACUGGAAGGCAGACACCUAAGGUGGGUUCUUUCCUUGAACACUCUUCCACAAACACUGAAAACCAUGAGGGUGUUGAUAAACCCCUCCACAAUGACACCUCGGUGGACCCACCCUCAGUGGGAGGGUCUAACCCUGCAGAGAAGAACAGGAACUGCAUCAACUACGAGUGGCAGCAGGCCCAAUCACGGCAGUCUGGCACAGAAAGCUCCACCCCCACUCCUGUCUCAGAGUCCUGCAAUAAUACUCAGCCUCCACCAGGAGGCAACAGUAGCCCCUUCUGUGCUCAGCUGACUCGGGAAGACCUGGAGACACUAAAACUGGACCCAAACGAAGUCCAAAGGAACUUGCGGGAGAGCUCAGAUGAGAGCCUAAUGGAAUAUUCACAGAAACAGUUCUGCUCUCCGGAAACAACAACCUCGUUCUACACCCUCACGAAGAAGGCGUCUGAGGUUUCGGGGUCACAGGGUUCCAGUCGGGCUGCUGACACCCCUGUAACCAUCUUACCAAAGCAGCAGAAUGUCCCUAAGAGGCCGAGUAGCCUAAAUUUCCAUGCCAAGCCUUCUGGAAAAACACCCACCUCAUCAUCUUCAUCACUACGGAUGAAGUUUGGAAAACUCGGAAAGUCAAAUCUGAAAAAGGUUGAGACGGGUGUGGCUAAAGCCAGUGUGGUGAGCACAGCACAUGAAGCCAGGCCAGUUACAGUUGCCAACAACGAUGCUGUGGCAGUUGUGAAUAAAUAUGCGACUGGAGCAGCACCUGAGCCAGCAGCAAGCCCCGCCAACGCUGCCGAUGUUCGUUGGAAAGGCACCAUGAGUUCAGAGGACUUGACCUUCGGCCUCUUGAACACUAGCCCUGAUGAGCAGGAGCCUCUUCUGAGAAGAGAGGCGCAUCCUGACAAUGCAAACAACAAUAACAGCAAUAACAACAAUGGCGAAGGAGAGGGCGAUGGAGACACUGAGGGUGGAGGAGAAGGAGGAGAGAACAGCGAGAGUGUUGGUCCAACAGGGGACGCUCCAUUGUCUUCUACGGUGGAGCCUGUUGCACUGCCUGACCCUUGUCCUGCCCCAACCGUGGUUCCUCCGCAGGCCCAAACCCAAGCUCAGACACAAGGAGAGGCACUGCUCAGACAGAACCGCGUGCGCAGACCCGAGAGACCCAACUCACUGGAUCUGUCCAUCACCACACUGCCAUUACUAGGAGGCAAGUCUGCCGGCGACAUGACAGAGGGAUCAGGAGAUAAAAUCAAGAAGCGCGUGAAGACGCCUUACGCUCUGAAGAAGUGGCGUCCUGCCAGCUGGGUUAUCACCACGGAUACACUGGAUGCUGAAGUCAACAACAACAAACAUCAUGGAGGGAACCAGAAUCAGGCUGGUACCAGCAGACCUAAAUCAGCCUCGGCCGUGUAUUUAGGUAGUCGAGGAGGAUCUCGCUUCUCAGAUCCUAAUGACUGUGACUUUUGAACCUCACUUUGAUCUUGAAAAACAGGCUAAAAAUAUAUAAACAUUCAACUCUACAGCUCUAAAUGUUUGAAGGCUGUGGAGACUGAUGUGAACUGUGGAAUGGACCAUAUACAUGUCUUAAAUUUAACCCCAAUUGUAAGCACAGUAAGAGUCUUUACAUUGAAAAGAGCUAUGCAGCCAUCUUUUAAUUUAAUGUUUGUAUGUUUUUGUGUUGAUUAAGUCACUUUUUUUUGCUAGAAGCUAUAAAUCAUAAUUAUUUUGACCAUUUAAAAUGGUCCCUAAUAUUAAACCAGUGUACAACUUCAUCAUCACACUCCCAAGGUCAUGGAAAUUUUAAAAUUCUGAUUACUAGACCUGGAAAAAAGGAAACAAAAUCUUAAAGUAAUAGAUAUUUCUAAAGUCAAUAUUAAAGGGUUAGUUCACCCAAAAAUUAAAUUUCUGUCAUUAAGUACUGGCCGAUACUGAGCCCGCAUUCAGACAUAAACACUGAAGCUCUGCAAUGAAAAUAGUGUAGCAGAGGACAGACGAAUUUGUUGAAUAAAGUCAUUAUUUUUGUUUUGUUUUUGCGCACAAAAAGUAUUCUCGUCGCUUCAUAAUAUUAAGGUUGAACCACUGCAGUCACGUCGAUGGUUUUAAUUUAGUACCUU